CCCACAAAUGCAUGAUCCUUACAAGUGUGACAUCAUUGUGAAGACUCGGGUUACGCUCGUCCGUCAGAUGGCGUUCUGCCUGGCUGAGCUGCACUUGUGGUCCACCAAGAGCUCACUCCAAGUCAAAGAUACAGAUAUUGGCACCUAUCAGUACUACGAUAAAGGAGAGCCAGCCAGUCCUCUGGAGCAUCACUACUACAACGAGAAACUCCAUUUCUGUGAAGCUCGAGGCUAUUCGUGGACCCCCAGGAACCGCCGACCGGAGAAGCUACGUGAUUCGCUGAAGGAGUUGGAGGAACUGUUGCAGACCAACACCUGCGUUCACAGCAGAUGGAGGAACAAGCAAUGCUGCCAGGUGUUGCUGAGCAGCAGAGUCCUGGUGACUUUCACCCUGAAUGGACCUCAACUCCAACAAGUCUAUGUUGACCGAACGUUAGUGGGUCGACUACCAGGCAACACCGUGGCUGAUGCAUCCUUAAGCGACAGGCUGAUCCUGCUGUCCUUCCUGGAGCAGAGCCAGGUGGCUGCAGUCAACCUCAACCAGAGGAACCAGGACUCCCCAGAGACCGGCAGGAGGACCGACAAACUCUCACUCUCUGAGAUCAAGGUGGUGUGUGUGGAGGUGAGGGGCGUGGUCCGUAGGCUCCGCAGACGUGUGUGUCUCAACCGUCUCCAGGACGUGGCGCUCUGCUGGUGGGACUCUGAGGAGCCCGGUGAGGAGCUGUGGCCCUGGACCCCCACCAACACUCACAGGAACAACCUGGUCCUGAUCAGCUGCUCACCUGCUGAAGGCCUCAAGGUCCUCGGCUCUCUCCAGACUGAAGCCAACCCGCUGGACUGCCGCUUCAGCGUGCUCCAGCCCUACCAGCUGCUAACAGUAGAGCUCCCCGCAGGACCCCGCGGACUCAGGGAGGGGUCCUGGGCCGACACCUGCGUGUACGAAUGUGCACGAGGACGCCUCCACCGCCUGUCCGUCACCCGCAUCCCGCUGCCGUCCCACCCCGUCUCCUGCUCGCGUCACCCCUCUGAGACCACGCUCCUCCUGGGCCUCGGCGACUCCUCGGUGGUUCUGUACGACCAGCGCCGGGGCGUCUCUCUCCUGGCCUCCUGCCCCGUGACGCCCACCCUCCUGGCCUGGCACCCUGCUGGGGCCGUGGUGGUCGUAGGGGGGGAGCAGGGGGAGCUGAUGUGCUUCGAUGUGGGCUUGGCUCCCGUUAACAUGGCGCUGGUAGCAGAGGAGGUCGCUCCAGCUGCCACGCUGAGACUAGAUCAGCACCUGCGCUGCUCUGGAGGUCUGGAGGGACUGCAGUGGGCGGCGGGCCCGGACGGAGAUGUGCUGAUGUUGACCUUUCAUGGAGGACCACUAGCAGCCCUGAGAUUCAGACUAGGAGCUCUGACCGGAGGCCAGAUGGGUCCCGGGGAGCUGCUGCAGCAGCGGCUGCGUUGUGGACAGGUCCGAGAGGCGCUGGGCGUCCUGGAGGCCAUGGACUGGAGCAUCACGGGAGACGAGUGCUACCGAGGCCUGAGCUCAGUCACCGACCACCUGCUGAGGCUGGAGCUGAACGCAGAGAGAGAGGCCCAACUAGAAGCAGCUCUGGGUGUGUUUUAUGCUCCAGCUGCUCCUCUCUCUGACGUUGUCAUACUGGAGUACAGAGAGCCAAUCAGCAAGUGUGCCCGCCGCUUCUUUCACCACCUCCUCAGACACCAGCGCCUGGAGAAGGCCUUCCUCCUCGCCGUAGAUCUAGAAGACAGAGAUUUAUUCAUGGACCUCCAUUAUGUUGCCGGCGAUAAGGGCGAGGUGGUGCUCGCGGAUGUGGCCAAGAGGAAAGCUAAUGAAAUGGAGGCCCAGACCGUCGCAGGCGGCAACGAUCCUCCGAGAGGCAGGAACGGUGUGUUGUCGAGUGGUUCGAUCCUCGGGAGCCGACGGACGGAGAGGAACCAGAAUGCAACAGGACCUCCGUACUCAGACACUCCCACAACACAAGCUGAUGGAAGAGCCAAUCAGAGGAGACCUCAGGCGGAGAUACGUGUGACCGUCAGCCCAGAUGUGUUCAGGACACCGAGACAAACAGGUCUGUCUGUCCACGGAGACGGAGACGGAAGGAAUGACGAUGAAGACCUCGGGAUGCUUCAUGUGGUCCAUCUAGGAAUCGUCUGAAGAAACGAACUACGAUACGAUAAGAGCCACAACGACAUCUCACCAAUAACAGCCUCUCUUCGUCUAUAUGUUUAUGUAUUAUAUAAUAUAGAAGGACUCAGAUGCUUAUCACUGUACUGAACUGUAGUAUCUGAUAAAAGAGGAAUAAUACAUUAGUAUUAGAUGUAAAUACAUUAGUUUUGUACGACCACUUUUGUUAGUAAGUUGUACAUUUUAAGUGUUUAUAGUUUAUCUGAUAAAUUUGGAUGUGAAUUCAGAUUAUUUUCCGUUUUAGUGACGUCUAAACCAAAUGAACCUUAAAAGAAAACAGUUUUCUGCCGUUAAAAACAGAAAAUGUUUUAAACCGUUCCAUUAAUCAGCCUGUAAAAAUAAAGACUUGUAUUAUACUUCCAUCACCGCUGA
Molecule: messenger RNA, 2560 nt
Organism: Sebastes umbrosus (honeycomb rockfish)
Lineage: Eukaryota; Metazoa; Chordata; Actinopteri; Perciformes; Sebastidae
Product: WD repeat containing planar cell polarity effector
Biological process (GO): establishment of protein localization; nervous system development; cilium organization
Cellular component (GO): axonemal basal plate
Molecular function (GO): protein binding
Source: RefSeq, a predicted model, not a curated record